UUUACACAUUACAGAGUAUUCUAUAGAGCUUACAUGUGCUACCAGCUCUCCAUUCCACUUUGUUCGCUUAUCUAUCGAAAAAAUAUUCACCUUUAUUGGCUUUAACAGUUAUUCGACAUCAAUUACACUAGCCUUGAUAAUACCAAUAAAUGUGAAACAGAUCCAAACUGCAUGUCCAUGAUGGACAGUGUACAGGCAUGGUUGUCUGAGAUCCGCCUGGUGACGGAGACAGAGUGUAUGUCCGUGCUCCAGGGGAAGUCACUCUCGCAGGAUCUCCAACAUAGCUCAACAACACUCAUUAAAUUUGGUAUCGAUGCAGUGCGCAGUCAGUCACACAAUAUAAGCAAUGAAUUCUCCAAACUCUUCAAGUGUGUUGAGGGUGAGAAAUGGCGUCACGUGAAUCCCCUCACUGUACAAGUCACGUGCCACAUCCGCUCUCUCAUCCAGGAAUGUAACAAAUGUAUCCAUCAUACUCCAAACUUCAUACUCGAGCAACAAGAAGUUGUGAUGGGAGAAUGUGCCAAACUUGCCCAGCAGGUGGAAGUGUCAAUGUCAUCCAAGCCAAAGAUGUCAUCAGUAAAGAUCCCUCUGGUGAACCAGCUCACGUUUCUGGGUCAGUCGUUCAGUAGGUUCGUUGACAUGGCCCUUGGCUAUCUUGUACAGAAGCUGGUUGAGACCCUGGAUGAAUCUCACACUCCACUGGCCCUCACUAGCUGUAUUAGCACCGUGAUCAGUCUCGGUCUAGAGGGAGAACACAUGUGCUACAUACUUUCCAGGGAGGGUUGUAUACGAGCUUUGUUCGAGAUUAGUCGUACGGAUACGCUGGAGUUUGCCCAUGUGCAGUCCCUGCGUGCACUGGCUACGAUCUGCUGUGUGCCAGAGUCCAUCUUGGAACUUGAGAAGGAGGGUGGGGUAGACAUCCUCACAGAUAUCCUGUGCGAUGCCACAGUGUCUGAGGCAGUCCGGGGUGAGGCGGCUGGCGUGGUCGCACAGAUUACCUCCCCUUGCCUUGACAACUUCCAACACAUUGCAGGCUUCCUCGAAAAUGUGCAAGACCUACUCAGUGCUCUAAUAAACCUGUGUUUUGCAACAAGCUCCCACGAGACAUUCUUGUUGGGUGCCGCGGCGAUUGCCAACAUCACAUUUAUGGACAGUCAGACGUGUGAGAUUCUCCAGCAGCUAGACGCCCCACGGCUUCUCAUAGAGGCAUCCGCCCUGCCGAAGGCAAAAUCUCUGUUUGUCAAAGAUCAGAUAGCCACAGUUCUUGCCAACAUGGCCACAACAGAGCUUUCCCGCCGAGACAUUGUCGCCUACAACGGGAUCCCGCUGCUUAUCAACUUCCUACAGCAGCGGCCUGCUGGAUGUAAGCAGGAUGUGGAGAUCGCUGCGUGUGAACGACUUCAGCAGAAGGCAGCCAUCGCUCUCACACGACUCUGCCGAGACGAGAUGACCGCUCAAAUCAUUGUUGAGCUUCAGGGUAUUCCACGACUGGUUCAGCUGUGUCGAAGUAUUGAGGAGAGAAACAACAGUGAGGCUGUGCUUGUCGCUAGUCUGGCUUCUCUCCGUAAGAUCUGCUCUCUGUGUGAGAACCCAGACAUCACAACUGUUGACUACCACCAGUUGAUCAAACCUCGUCUCAUGGACUCCUUUCUAUUGUGCUCUCAAACAGAUGAGAACUUUGUGUGAUCAAAACUGUUGACUACCACUAAUCAAAACAUUUUGUGUGAUAACAAUUGUUGUCAGUCACCAGUUGAUCAAAUCACAUCUCAUGGACUCCUUUCUAUUGUGCUCUCCAUCAGAUUAGAACUUUGUGUGAUCAAAACUGUUGACUACCACUAAUCAAAAUAUUUUGUGUGAUAACAACUGUUGACUGCCACCAAUAGAAACUUUGUGUGAUAACAACUGUUGACUGUCACCAUUUGAUCAAGCCACAUAUCAUGGACUUCUUUCUAUUGUGCUCUCAAACAGUGAGAACAUUGUAUGAUCAAAACUGUUGACUGCCACCAGUCAAGGUACUUCGUGUGAUAACAACUGUUGACUGUCACCAGUUAUCAAACCAGAUCUGAUGGACUUAUGUUCUCAUAUGGAACUUUGUAUGUACUCCACAGGAAAUCUUCCAGAUGUUAGAUGAUAUUAGUUUAUUCUAUCGCAGGUUUACAUGUAGUAGCAGAUUAAUCUAUUCAGCAGUAUUAUUUGGUCAUAUUCAUGUUAUUGGUAAAUCAGUACGGGGGUUUGGUAUGCAACCAUGGUGUUAAAUAUCUGAUAUCUUUGAAUAUUUUUGUGUGAUAAAGUUAAGUUGGUUGUAUGCUGUAAGGCCUAUUUUUACAAACUGAUUACAUAUAUUAUAUUUUUAUCAUAUUUUUUAUGCAUUGUAAAAGUUGACUCCUCAAAAUUUGUCAGUGUUGUGGGUAUAAACAUGUGCUUCUAUAUACAUUAAUUGCCAGUAGAUGUACAAGUAUUAUUUGCAGUCUUAGCCAACCUGAUGUAAGUCAUCAAAUUCAUUUAAGAUAUUUUUUAACAAUGCCCAAAAGCCUAAUGUUCUUAUCAUUGUACAAUUUGAAUGCAAGGGCAAUUAUGCUGGAGAUUGUUUUUAUUUUGUUCAUGACCAUUUGGGAGAUUUAAAAUUCACGACACAAUUAUUUAAUCAUUUGAUAAUUUAAUAUUUCGCUAGGUUUAAAAUUUGUGAUAUGAUUGAUUUGUGAAAAUUGAACCCCCGCAAAAUUUAAACAAACUACAGUAAACAUAUAUCUAUGGCAAGAUUCUUUUAAAGGCCAAGGCUUGUGCUCAACUGUUGGCAGUACGGUAUUAAUUCUGUUAGUUCUUUUAUAUCAGAUAUAUAGUGAUAUAUUUUAAUAUUUAUGUUUUCUUUUUGCUCCUUAGACUUUCAUAGAAAAUAAGUCAAGCUAUUGUGAUAGCCUUGGUGUCGUCAUCUUGGUUGUGCAAAACUUUGAAGUGACACUCUUAUUCAAAAUCAAUACAUACACAUGUUUAACAAACAUAAAUUUUGAGUAAUGCACCUUUAACUACUUACUAAAUAAUGCAUUAAUGGAAAAUAUUAAUUACUGAUAACACGUUUGUAAUUCUCAGUGUAUUUAAAAGCUGAAAAUGAAAAAAAGAAUUAAAUGGUUGGUGAGUGCUAAAAGAUUUACUGUGAUCUGCUAUAUUCUCAUAAGGUAGAAAUACCGGGUUUUCUGUACCUUUUUUUCAAAUAAAACUCGGUAUCCUUUAUAAGAACCAUUGUUUUUGACAUUUAUUCAUCCUUUUUUGUAUAUUUAAACAUUAUUAAUUGUGGUAAAUCGUAUUUGGGAGUGAGAGUGCAUCUUUAACCUUGGCCAUGACUCAAAAAUCAUUAUAGAUAUUCAAGAAAACUCCAAUAUUAACAUGUUGCCAGGGAUAGCAAGCACUUGUACAGCAAGACCCAUAACCCUGGAUUAAAUAAUGAUAGAGUUAUGCCCCAUUUUCAACAGAAAAACAGCAGACGAACAUUGGUUGGUGUUUGCUCUUAAGAGCUCUUGUUGAGGAUUGCUUUACUGAUAUUGUCUCAGAUAUGUAGUGAUAAUAUUAUUUUUUUAUAUAUAAGAUGUACAUUUUUAUUUUUGAUGAUCUGUGUUUUGUUUUGACUGCCUUUUGAACAUGAUGUUCUAUAAUCAUUAUGUAUUAUACAUGAUUUCAAAUUUCUAUGGUUGAUUUUCAUAAUGUAGCUUCAGAAAGUAAUGUUUAAUAUAAAAAAAAAUGGGUUUGAAUCUGUAGAAAGCCAUCUUCUUUUUUCCUUUUUUUUGGUAGCACUAUUCUGCCCUCAUGGAGACCAGAAUGGGCAGCCUUUAAAAUACAUCUAGGUAUUCACCAGUUCUUUAUAUAAUAGAAGGUCUCAUUUCUUUACAGAGUUUGCCUUGCCUUUGUUUUUAAACUCUAAACAAUACUAGUGUCAUCUGAAACUACAGGUCUUGUAAGUUAGUUUUGAACAUACAUAUCAUUGAAACAAAUAAUAACUGCAUGUUUUUAUAUAUUUAUUUUACCAAAAAUAUGAUUUAUUGUGUUUUUAACAUAACAAUCCUAUACCGCAUGAUAUUUUUAUAUAUUUAUAUGUAUAUAAAUGAAAUUACAUUUUCUUACAUAUUCUAUACAUUCCAGAUUAUUUUUUAACAUAUGUAUAUUUUUCCAUUCAC
Mya arenaria is the source of this 4166-nucleotide messenger RNA. Its product is annotated as protein inscuteable homolog. The record is from RefSeq and is a predicted model, not a curated record. Lineage: Eukaryota; Metazoa; Mollusca; Bivalvia; Myida; Myidae. Gene Ontology annotation, cellular component: apical cortex. Bases 172 to 1686 code for a protein of 504 amino acids. Gene Ontology annotation, biological process: apical protein localization; establishment of mitotic spindle orientation; regulation of asymmetric cell division. The transcript is spliced from 12 exons. Gene Ontology annotation, molecular function: cytoskeletal adaptor activity; protein binding.